Messenger RNA from Cydia amplana, 803 nucleotides. RefSeq lists its product as uncharacterized. The coding region runs from base 120 to 803 and encodes 227 amino acids. The transcript is spliced from 5 exons. Lineage: Eukaryota; Metazoa; Arthropoda; Insecta; Lepidoptera; Tortricidae. The record is from RefSeq and is a predicted model, not a curated record.
UGAUAGAGAAAAUAUUACCCGGAGUUCAGGAAGGCGAGCAGCCUCUAGCGGCCGGUCGUCGCCGAUCGGGCAACUCCAUAUUUGAGUCGGACGAGCAACACAAAUACGAAGGCAGCCUCAUGCGACUCACGUCCAGUGCGGCCGGGGAGCCUGAACGAAGAUUUGAACCCCCAGCACCACCUUACACCACUAGUCCAACGACCACUCCGAGUAUAGUCGAUGGAUUGUUGCAAGUUGCCGACAGCUUGCCAGGCGGUUCUAUAGAACGAUUGCGAGCUAUUCAAGCAGCAGCAAAGCACCAUGAAGCUCGCAAAAUUGAAUUGGCUACCGCUAGGAUACCCGAGGAUCCGUUAGAUCGAGUAAAGGCCAUAGAAGCUAAUGCUCAAAUACACAACGCCAGGAGGAACGACCCGACCACAACGACGGAUAAGUACGCCAAAUAUUUCGGGCAGUUAGCGAUGCAUCCCGGUUUCCCAGGCUCCGGACUAAGUGCCAGGAAGUUCAUGCAGAGCCAAAACAAGGACCUCAUCGAGACACCCCCGCCUAAUCGUUUUAGAGACGCAGUGUUCCAGGGGAAACUUUCAGGCUGGCCUUCAUCGGAUUCUUCUAAAUCGACAACCGAAAAUUUCUUCGAUUACGAAGUUAGUUACAAGUCUCCAACACUAACACCGCCAGAAAUAAGGCCAUUACUCGUUCGUCCGUUAGAAAAUAAAAUGCAGCAGAUUAUGUGGGACAUGCCGAAACCAGAAAGUCCGAUGAAACUAACCCAUACUGAUGACAAGACAUACGGGAAUGAUAAGUAA